Myxozyma melibiosi is the source of this 3359-nucleotide messenger RNA. RefSeq names its product fungal-specific transcription factor domain-containing protein. Lineage: Eukaryota; Fungi; Ascomycota; Lipomycetes; Lipomycetales; Lipomycetaceae. The transcript has 2 exons. Gene Ontology annotation, molecular function: DNA binding; DNA-binding transcription factor activity, RNA polymerase II-specific; zinc ion binding. Gene Ontology annotation, biological process: DNA-templated transcription. Gene Ontology annotation, cellular component: nucleus. The record is from RefSeq and is a predicted model, not a curated record. The coding region runs from base 148 to 2967 and encodes 939 amino acids.
AGGUGGGCGCCUGCUCCCCUUUCGGACAGCCCUAACCACACACUAAGUAGCCAUCUCCGAUCCUGAUUCUCUCCUCAUCGCCCUCAAGUCCUCUGUCUUCUGCACCUCACCUCCCUCCAGCUCUCUUCUCCACCCUCUGAGGCAGCCAUGCCUCCCAUUCCUCGGGGACCUGUAUGGGACGGCCCGCCGCAGCAGAACGUCAACAUACGGCAGCAGCGCCAGCAACUGCCCCAACAGCAGCAGCAGCAGCCGAUUCCCGGUCUCGGCAUCGGUCCCACCGUUUCGCACAUGCAGAUUCCGCAGCAGCAUCAGCAUCAGCAUCAGCAGCAGCAGCAACAACAGCAGCAGAAUCAGCAGCAGCAGCAACAGCAGCCGCAGCAACAGUUCCAGCUUCCGGGCUCAAAGAUCAGCGGCUACUACCCUUCUCCCGUGAUUGUCCAAACUCAGACCUCACCUGCGCAGACACAGCAGCAUCAGCAGCAACAGCAACAACAACAACAGCAGCAAGCAGCAGCUCUCCUCUCUCUUCACGCUGGGCAGAAAGCACGUCCAUGUGACUCUUGUCGGAAGCGCAAAUCGCGCUGCUUCAUACCCCCCAACGAUGAUUCGUGUGUGCUUUGUCGCUUUCGAAAACAGAGCUGUACCUUUGUCGAGGGUCCCAAACCGCGGCGCAAGCGAGAUGCAAUCCAGGACUCCUCUUCCACCUCUUCCGUUCCCAACAAGAUCAGCCGUACUGAUGACUCUCCACCCUCUGCUUCGUCAGCGUCGGCUUCGGUAGCCACCACAUCAGCGAGGUCAUCAGCCGUCGCCUCGUCAUCGCACCAAGCUACCGCCCCGUCUUUCCCUGGAUCCGCUCCAGAAAACCAACCAGCGAUCCGCGAUACUCUUCCGAUAGAUGACUACUCGACUUUCCGCGGCCACUCCCUCCUCAAAAAGACUCUCGGCCUCAAUACUCGCGGCUCAACCUAUGUUGGCUCAUCAUCCGUGCUCGACUACGGAUUUCUCGGCCACAUCCCCUUUGAUCGCCGCGAUGAAGCCGAACUGUCUUCCGGAACUCUUCUGCGAAAAGUCGCGCCGGACGCGGUUUUCAGACUAGAGUACGACCGAUCCAACCUGGAGACCCAAGCUGAAAUCAUGAAAACCGUCGAUGAUGUUGAGCGCAUAGUCGCUCCUCAUGGCCAGGCCUUGCUCGAUCUCUACUUUCGCAUUGUGCACCCGUCUUUCCCGGUUCUUCACAAGAAAGUCUUUUUGGAGAAGUACUCGCGCACCCAUCGCGAGCUCUCACCUCCACUUCUAGCCGCCGUCUACUGUCUAGCGCUUAAUUGGUGGUCUUACGAUCCAGAGCUGGCUCAGCUGCCCAAACCUGACGCUGACAAACUGGCAAAGCUCGCCCACAAAUCAUUCUCCGAAGUGCUCAUGAUGCCCAAGAUCUCAACUGUGCAAGCUGGCUUGCUCCUCCUCCAGCGUCGGCAAGACAGCGCGUCUGACUGGCCUUUGUGCUCACACGUCGUUUCCCUUGCAGAAGAGCUCGGUCUUGGACUUGACUGCGAACGGUGGCGCAUCCCCAAAUGGGAGCGGGGACUCCGGCGCCGUCUCGCGUGGGCUGUGUGGCUCCAAGACAAAUGGCACGCUUUGACGCAGUCGCGGCCGUCACAUAUCGAUCGUCGCAACUGGAUCGUGAAGAACGUCACAUCCGAUGAUUUCCCAGAGACUGCCGCAGACGAGUCCGACCAGGACGGCUCCGCAGAGGUCGAAAACGGCCGUCGACUGUUUCAGGAAAUGAUUUCGCUCUCGGGUAUAGUCCACGAGGUGCUAUCUACCUUUUUCACAGUCUCUGCCGAGCGCGAACUGCGCGAUAUCAACGACAUUCUGGAAAAAGCCAAGCCUAUCCAGAUCAGGUUGAAGGACUGGUACCAGUCCUUACCCGAGAGUCUGCGAAUGAACAGCCAGCCUAAGAUCCGACGUCUUUCAUCCAAUGGCUCGCUCCACGUCGCCUACUUCGCAACCGAAAUAACGCUGCACCGCCGAAUCAUCCACGCCAUCACCCCCUCUACUCCCGCGGAGAUUGUACGCGUGUGCAGACAAGCUGCUCGCGUGCGCUUACAAGCCGCAAUGGACUUUGUCAAAAAUCUCAAGCCUGAGCAUAUCCAAGCAUUCUGGUACUCUUCUUCCGCCACCAGCUUUGCUAUCGUCGGCACUUUUGCCGCGUUGCUCCACGUGACGGCUGUAGAUGACGAGGAGCGAAAUUUCUACAAGUCUUGUUUGGAUGAGUAUCGCUGGAGUCUUCGUGUUUCUAGUCGCGGGUUCGAACAGAUGGCGCAGGCGCUGCAGAAGCUGGAUCUUGCGAUUAGUCGGAUCCCGACGUUUGAGAUCGAGAAGCGAGGCUCGGUUAGUAAAUUUGAGCCUGCAGCAGACGGCGAAGCCACGAACGAGGAAGAUGAAGAGGACGAUGACGAAGAGGACGAAAGUGCUCGGUCUAGCGCGGCUCCGCAGGCCAAUCAGUCUGCUGAGAACAACGACGAAGAAGGCGAAGGUCCGUUUGAAGAGGACGAGCUGUACAAUAUCUCGGCGAUGCAGUAUUGGAGCGACAUGUCCUUUUCAGUUGGCCAAGCUGAUUUGGGACAUCGCAAUAAUGCUAAUAACAGCAAUAACGCUGAUUCGGCCCGUACAAUCUCUUCGAGCGAUCUUCGCGCUUUAUCGGCCAGUGGAUCUGCUCACUCGUCCCCUGAACAGCAGAUCAAUCAUUUCCUAGAGCAGCAGCAGCAGCAGCAGCAACAACAACAACAACAACAACAGCAGCAACAACAACGGCAGCAACAGGCACAAGCGGUACCAUCGUCAGGUCCAUCCCAUGACUGGAUAUAUCAAUGGUCCUCGGGCACUCAAUUGAGUGCGGAUCCGACUACUGCGGACGACACUCGCUUGACCUCCGUCAAAUCCGAACUCGAAGAGUCCUUCAUUCUUUGAUUUGCUGAUUUCUCUUCCUUCUUUCCAAUUACUUUGAUCAUUUCAGAAUCUUAGAGUACACCCCCGUUCUACACAAGAGGUUGUUUUUUCCAUCCAUCUAUUUUAAUCUGUUUGUAACCACCCCUCAUUCUCGCUUUGCUUUUUUAUAAAGGUGUUGGUGUUUUCUGCUUAUUUUCUUUCUUUCUUUCUAUUACAUGUACUUUUCUACUUUAAUUUUUUAUUACUUCGGGAGGCGCUUUUUCUCUUAUCCUUAUAUUUUCCUCUUGUUGGUUUUGUAGACAUAUACAUACAUUCUUUGGAGAUUUACUGUCGACGCAUAUAAUCUAUCGAUACAAUCCAGGCUCUUCUAUAACCGUACGCAGUAUUUAAUUUUUAGUAACGUAGUGGAAAGG